GUGCAGGACUCGAUCCGGCGCGGCCGCAUCAGUGCAUGGCGGCAUCACUGGCAAGAUGAUCCGUCGGAGAAAGAUUUCGAAGCUGCCUCCCCCAUGGGCUAUGCCAAGAUGAAGGGCUAUCAACGUGUGGGCGUGCGAUGGCUCUUGUCCCUGGCAAAACUGGGCUAUGGCGGCUUGGCAGGGAACUCUGUG
Cladocopium goreaui is the source of this 192-nucleotide messenger RNA. The record is from the annotation of a GenBank genome assembly. Lineage: Eukaryota; Dinophyceae; Suessiales; Symbiodiniaceae.